CACGUGAUGUUAUUAAUAUUCAUAAGCCAAACCAAGACGAUAACGCCCAUUCGCCAACGUAAAGCCUGUCAGCCAAUAAGCGAGUCACGUAAUGCUACCUUAUCAAUAUUCAUGAUCCAAGUCUUCCUCUCCCCAUAUUGGAAUCCUUAAACUGGCGGCGCGGUGUGGCAGCUGGCCGCAUUUUUCCAGUGUCUGAUAUUGGAAGGGGAGUUUCUGUUGCGGCGCGGUCCGAGACUUGAAUGAGGUUGAUGCUGCUCUGUUGCACCUGGAAGGACGAACGCAUGGGAGAGGAGGAAGCUGCUAGGAAGUUACCGGUGUGUUCGGGCUGCAGACAGCACAUAUAUGAUGAGCAGUAUUUACAGGCGCUCAACACGGACUGGCACACGCUGUGUUUCAGGUGUUGUGAGUGCAGGUCGUCCCUCUCUCACUGGUACUAUGAGAAAGACGGCCGUCUGUUCUGUAAGAAAGAUUACUGGGCCAAAUUUGGCGAGUUGUGUCAUGGCUGCUCUGAGCCCAUCACCACCGGACUGAUAAUGGUUGCUGGAGAGCAGAAAUAUCACCCAGAAUGCUUCACGUGUCUGAACUGUCGAGCGUUCAUCGGUGAUGGAGACACGUAUGCGCUGGUGGAGAGAUCCAAACUUUACUGUGGUCACUGUUAUUAUCAGACUAUCGUCACUCCAGUCACUCUGCCGGAUUCUCCAUGCUCCAGAAUUCCUCACACAGUCACACUGGUCUCUAUUCCCGCCUCCACCGAUGGCAAACGUGGACUCUCUGUGUCGAUCGAUCAGGGACCCAGUCCAAAUGGCUAUAGCCCUGAACACAACCACACCAUCAGAGUGGCACAGGUGGACUCCGAGUGCAUCAGUCCUGAUGUGAAGAACUCUAUUCAUGUUGGUGAUCGAAUCCUAGAAAUCAACGGAACCCCCAUUCAGAACGUCCCUUUAGAUGAGAUUGAUUUGCUCAUUCAGGAGACGAGUCGACUGCUUCAGCUGACUAUCGAACAUGACCCUCAUGACCCCAGGCCCUCAGAGGAUCAGGUGGACGGCCCCACACCUCUGUCUGAGGGGCCGAGCCCCAUCACACGACCCCCCAGCCAGGACUUUAACAACCUGCGAUCGCGCAUGAUCACGCGUAGCUACAGUAUUGAUAAAUCGCCGGGCUCCAGUAACACGCCAUCACCGCUGUCUAUGAGGAAAGACAUCGGCCGCUCAGAGUCACUGCGAGUCGUGUCAAACCGCACACACAGGAUAUUCCGAGCGUCUGAUCUGAUUCAUGGAGAGGUGCUCGGGAAGGGCUGCUUCGGACAGGCCAUAAAGGUGACACACAGAGAGACAGGUGAGGUGAUGGUGAUGAAGGAGCUCAUUCGAUUUGAUGAAGAAACACAGAGGACCUUCCUUAAAGAGGUGAAGGUGAUGCGAUGUUUAGAUCAUCCUAACGUGCUGAAGUUCAUCGGCGUCCUCUACAAAGACAAACGGCUCAACUUCAUCGCCGAGUACAUCAAAGGAGGAACCCUGAGAGAUAUCAUCAAGAAAAUGGACAGUAAUUAUCCGUGGAAACAGAGAGUGAGUUUCGCCAAGGACAUCGCUUCUGGAAUGGCGUACCUGCACUCCAUGAACAUCAUCCAUCGAGAUCUCAACUCGCACAACUGUCUUGUCACAGAGAAUAACAGUGUUGUGGUGGCAGACUUCGGUCUGUCUCGUCUCAUGGUGGAGGACAAGCACCAGGACAAACUGUCGUCUGGACAGAUCCCAGGCGUGAAGAAACCCGACCGGAGGAAGAGAUACACUGUUGUGGGUAACCCAUAUUGGAUGGCUCCUGAGAUGAUACACGGGAAGAGUUAUGAUGAGCGGGUGGACAUCUUUUCCUUUGGCAUCAUGCUGUGUGAGAUUAUAGGGCGAGUCAACGCUGACCCAGACUACUUGCCCCGGGCGAUGGAUUUCGGGCUGAAUGUGAAGGGUUUUUUGGACGAUUACUGCCCGUCUGACUGCCCUUCCUCUUUCUUCCCCAUGGCGGCGCUGUGCUGUGACCUGGAUGCAGAGAAACGGCCUGCGUUUGCUAAGCUAGAGGCUUGGUUGGAGAAUCUAAAGCUGCAUCUAGAGAUGGGUUUGCAUCUGGUGUCAGACCUGGAGCACAUCCACCAAGAUUUCUGGCAGAAGAACACACCCGGCAAGAACGGACUCCACACUCACCCGGAACAGCCCGAGUAGCCCUAGUUAGGGUCCACACUGAUGGUAUCCACUAGAGACAAUGAUGGCCCUAUUGAAGGAGGACGAACAAGGGCAGUGAGCGACAGUGCUGUGGUGUAGUCCACUAGAGGACUUUGAAGACCACUCCCUGCGGCCUGAGCAUGCUCAAACGCCAUGCUUCUGGAAAUCCAAGCGUCAAAUUCCAACUGCAACCCUGGAUGUCAUAGCGCACGCAACAGCUUGUUUGUGCUGUCUCAGUGUUGCAUCACUGUUCUGCAGGUUAAAUGUUGUGUGUAUCGAAGCUAAAACGUACGUUAUUGAUAUUUGGAUGUGGUUUCGGUUGAAAGACGUUUGUCGCCAACUUCAUUGAGGUCAUUUGUUCAAUGUGAAAACAGUUACACGUCACAAAUGCAGUCAUUGUGUCAUCAUCAUGCAUUUGUAAUGGUUUAAAAAAGCUUUUUUGUUUUCGCAGUUGUUUGUCAUUUGGUACUGCUGGUUCAUUCACAUCUCAACAGAGUUAUCGUAAUUACGAGUUUCUGAGAAGUAAAAAACAAGUUAACGUCUGACAAAAGUUUGAAAACUCUUGACUGCUGCCACUUGACUGUUGAACAUUCAAACCUGCGUUAGCUGCAGCAGUUAAAGGUAGUGGAAAUAGUUUCGUCUCGUAAUUACUAUAAUUCCGACAACACGUGAACGCACCAUGUAUACGGAGUAUACAAACCGCCGUGUUUGGUCCUACAACCUUCGUUGCACUAUUGUUCGAAAUUCAUCAUUUGGUCUUUUCUUAAGUUUGAUACAAAAAAUUUGAAUGAAAGCUUUGAUCCCAUUUUGCUACAACAAAUAAAGGUAGUCCAGGUACUGUAGUUAUUUCUAGUAAUUAUGAUCAUUUUGACUAAAAGUGAACGCACCACGUAAAGUAUACAGAGUAAUCAAAUCGUUGUGUUUGUUCGUACGCACUGCAUAGCUCUAUUAUCCGACAUUCAUCAUGUGGUAUGUUUGUUUGUUCACAUCUCAUCAUAAAUAUUGUAAUUACGAAUUUCUGAGUAGGAAAUAUGUUUAGGUCUUUUGUCAGAUAGUGGUAAUUUUAUAAAAGCUUCGAUUAUCCCACAUAUUAAUUGAUUUCACUGAAAAAAACUGUGUUAGCAACAACAGUUAAAGAUAGUCUAGAUUGUUUCAUCUCGUAAUUACGGUAAUUUCAACGACAAGUGAACGCACCAUGUAUAGAGCGUAUACGAACCGUUGUGUUUGGUUCUGCACACUUCAUGGCGCUAUUGUUUGAUGGUGAUUAUUUGCUAUUGUUGAUUUGUUCACGUCUCGAUGGAAUUAUAUCGAGUUGUUCAGGCCCUAUCUUAAGUUUGAAACUCAGAAUGUUAUGAAAGCUUCGACUUUUCCCACUUGACCAUUGACGUAUUAUAAAAAUGUAAAAAUGCAUUAGCUACAACAGUUAAAGGUAGACGAGUAAAUUUAAUCUCGUAAUUACUAUAAUUCCGACGACACGUGAACGCACCACGUAUACAGAGUAUACAAACCGCCGUGUUUGGUCUUACAUGCUGCAUAGCAUGGAUAGUGUCUCGUCUUCACGUCCUCACUUUAGGUACACAGCCUCAUCAAGUAAAACAACAUUGUUGGUUGCACUAUUAUUCCUCACCUGUCCUUUCAAGGCGAAUCCGGGCAUAUCCGAAUUAUAGUACAUUCUGUAAAUGUUUGACAUAUUGUAUAUGUGCAGACAUUAUUUUGUAUACUGAUUCCACAUUUGCAUAUUUUUACUUGCUGAAAUGCAAGACAUCGCUGGCGCAGUGAAAAUACUUUGAGCGGUUUCCCAUCUGUGUAGAGAAAACACAAGAAACACCAGAUAUACAAACUAUGGGUUUCUCCCUCCCGCUUACGUGUCGCUGCUCACCUCUACGGAUCAGGUUACUUGAUUUAUUGUCCUUUAGUGUGUAUCUCUUUGACUAUUGCUUGAGAAUCAUUUUACACUUUAAUGUAGAUCUAAUAAUGUCUUGUUCAGAUAAAACUUGAUCAAGAUCUCGUACUUUAUUGUGAACAUACCAAAAUCAAUUGCUUGUUGCUCCUGGACGUGCUGCCACUGAUAUGUGAUUCGGACUCAGUUUCUUCCCUGGCUUGUUGAUAUAUCGUGAUUGGCACUUUCCAAAAAAGGGUUAAAAAUUGGGUUUGUAUUUUUUUUUAUUUAUUUUUUUGUUUGUCUUUCAGCAAAUUAUGAGUGAAAGGAGGUAUUUAAUCUUAAAAAAAAAGGAUAUUUGUCCACCUCAUGAGGUCAGAACUAUAUGUUGUAUGAGCUGUAAUAUUUUCAGUUCAUUUUCUGAGAUGUUUGCCCCUUUAGAGUGUAGGAAGGGAACUUGUUUCCUAAAAUAGUUUGCUUUCCCUCGCAAUUAUUUUGGGCCCUUUUACAAUACCUUUUUUUUUUUUUUUGCCAGAAUUUAAUAUGUUUUUUUAUCACCAUAGUUUGUUAUUGUGGUUUUACUAUGAAGAUCAUAGUUCGAAUAUGGUUACUGAAGUAAAAACCAUAAUAAACUUUGUAUUGUGAAGAAGCCCAAAAUAAAUGCGAGGAAAUGCAAAACUAUUUUAGAAAAUAAAAUAGAAAAUGUCUAUUCAGUAAUAUUUUAAGAAUUACGCAUUUCAAUUUCAUAACAUAAAUCCAUCUGAAGUGAAUCUUUAAUGAAAAACAUUUUUAAAACAUAUAUAUUGUAAGUUUUAUUCAUUUAAUUUUGUUAAACAUUACACAAAUAAAUUUGAUGCAGCUUUUUUAUGAAAUUUAAAUGCGUAAGUCUGAAAAAUACUUUUUUUUUUUUUUUUUUUACUACUUUCUUGCAAUUUUUUUUGUAAUUUUUUUUUCAUUCUACCAGUGGACAUGGAUUAAACAUGCAAAGUAAAAAAUACAAUUUAGACAGUUCAGUCUAUGCUAGAAUGGAUAACAGGGUUGCGAGGGCUGUAGAUUUAGAUUGCUACUUUGGGACGAAAUGUUGGUUUGUACUUUUUGCUGAAUGUAUAUUUCCUUUUAGUUAAAGAAAUAUAUUUGUUUGUCUUACAGUAUCUUUGGUAACAGGGUGGAAUGCUAGAGAAAAAAGUUCAUGUAUUCCCUAUUGUGGAAAGUGCCGAUUGUGUUUUGCACAAGUCGAGUAUUGGUUUGAAUCCGGGCCGAUUGUCACUUGGAAACGGUUUAAAUGUGGCAGCAUGGAGCUCAACGGCGAGCACUUGUGUGUCGAAGUGUCACGCAUCUCCCCAUGGGAGUCCUCUUGUUUACUCAAACGCUGCUGUAAAUAUCGUCCAGAAAACGCUUCUCUUCCUCUUUCACCAGCGGUCGCGCUGCAUGUGAACCUUGCUGACUGUCGCGUCCUCCGCUACCGAUCCAGCUCUUAACCUUGAACAAAUCUUAUUAUAAAAUCAAACACAGAGCAGGGAAAUGUGUACAGACUGAUAUCAAGAGCCAGUAAAAUAUAUAAAAAAUGAAUUAACACAGCCUCUGUUUCUAUCUUUUGGAAUAGAACCACUAUUAUCUCUUUUAUAAAAUGUUUAAAUGAUUUCAUUUGCACUAUGUAAGAAAACGGCUGCCGCUGGAGCCUUUAUGUUUCUUUGGAGAUGUUUGGUUAUUAUAAGAAUGCAAGUCACUGAUGGGGCCUUUUGUGAAGUUUGGCUCCCGGGGGCCCGUCUCCAGAGCAGCACACUGAUCAUUAAGAGAAAUGAACCAUCAAUUUCAGUCAAUUUAUAGUUCAAUGUGAUUAAAUAUGUUGUGAUCGUAUAUGAUAUCAAUGUCAGGAUUGUAACAAAUUAAAUAAGCCAUAUUUUUAUGAAAGCCAUUACUUAGGAUUUAUGUGUCCAAUGUUAAAAUAAAAAAAUCUAUAUAUAUACUGAUUGACAAAACGAGCAUUUCUCAUGACACAUUUUUUUUUUUUACAUCUAAAAACCUUAAAGUUAAUCAUUAAAGUCGACAUGAAAUGAAAUUACACUGCCAAAAAAAAAAAAAAAAAAAAAAACUUGAUUUUGUCCAGGAAACAUUGUCAAUGCAAGAUAAAUGUAAUUAUUGGGUACCAUAAAAAAGUCGAUUUAAAGGGAAAACAAGUAUAUUUUUCUUGCCCCAUUGGCAAAUGUUUUUUUCUUGUUUGAAGCACAAAUCCCACCAAAUCUGGUUAGAGUUCUCUGAAUUGAAGACUUAAUAUCUCAUACCAAUCUGCUUCUCAAGUAUUUCUAUUUUUCUUGUUUUAAGGACAUUUUGAUAAUGAGACUAAAAUGCUCAGUUGGAAAAUGAUUUAUUGCGCAUGAUUCAUCAGUACAUGUUAUUCCUAAGAAACAUGUUGGUCUUUGUAAUCUUUCAUUGAAAUAUAAUAACUUGCUCCGCCUCUAAAGUGAGUUAGGCCACACUGACUAUUGCUUCACAGAAUUAGCUAUUAAAGUUUACUUUAGGCAAAUGUAUAACAGCAAAUGAAUCCCUUUCCACCAUCCAAUCAAUUCCCAUUGGAUACAAUUAAAGAUAUUUUCAUUGAAUAUCCUGUUUCGCUCUGAAGUCCAUCACUUUACAGAAGAAACAGGUUUUCGAGUGCUGUUUCAUGUUGACUUUAAUACUAUUACACAAAUGUCAUUUCAGUAGCGUUCUUUGCGAGUUGCUGCUCAGGAGGUGGACCAGGUGGCCAGACUGCUGCCUACAGAGGGGUCUUUAUGAAAGCUGUUCUGUAGCGUUAUAUCUGCUUAAUCGUGUUCACUGUCAUGUAAGGUUGGACCACUGCUGACACAUACAAAAAGAAAGAGCACUUAAACGAUGUCGUGAUGUAGUCCAGCUCAGGGUACCAUUACUGACAACCCAUCACAACAGUUCUGGAUAUCACAGAACAAGCAUGAACGCCCGCCUGCCUUCAUGAGUGAAACGACUGAAUGACAUCAAUGUGAAAACGAGAGUUUAGGCAUUGACCCUGAACUUCACCUUGUCCAAUCUCAUGCACGAUUAAGCAGAGCGAAUGCCGAAGCAGUUCCUUUCUGGAAAGAUCGUUUUUACCUCUCGACAUUGCUGUGCCUUUGUUUUACGUUAGCCUUCCCAACAACUUGUAGCGUUUUUUUUAUUUCAAAUCGUUGUUUUAAUAUUUUAAUGACUUGUACUGUUGAUUCUCUAUAUGUUUAUAUUUUGUGUGUCUACAUUGAUCAUUUUUCUAUUUUUGGUUCAUGAAUCUGUAGUGUUUUUCCUGCAAUGUUUGUACUGAAGCUGUGAAAUGACUCUGCACUUUAAACUUUCUGGCCAUGAACGUUGUAAAUUGAAGGAGUGACCGUAUUUCAGCCCAGAAUAAACCGACGCU
Messenger RNA from Xyrauchen texanus (razorback sucker), 7486 nucleotides. Its product is annotated as LIM domain kinase 1-like. Gene Ontology annotation, molecular function: protein serine/threonine kinase activity; ATP binding; protein binding. The transcript has 16 exons. Gene Ontology annotation, cellular component: neuron projection; nucleus; cytoplasm. Bases 240 to 2207 code for a protein of 655 amino acids. NCBI's taxonomy places the organism in Eukaryota, Metazoa, Chordata, Actinopteri, Cypriniformes, Catostomidae. The record is from RefSeq and is a predicted model, not a curated record. Gene Ontology annotation, biological process: protein phosphorylation; actin cytoskeleton organization; positive regulation of stress fiber assembly.